Cuscuta campestris is the source of this 1197-nucleotide messenger RNA. The record is from the annotation of a GenBank genome assembly. Lineage: Eukaryota; Viridiplantae; Streptophyta; Magnoliopsida; Solanales; Convolvulaceae.
CUACGGGCAGCGUUUAGCGUUAGCGUUUUCAAAGUAAUCUGCACUGUUAAAAUUUUAUUCAAAACGCUAAAGCUAAUCACUAAAGUUAUUCCCAAACACGCUGGACAAAACAAAUUGUUGGCGUUAUUCAUUGCCAAAUAAGAAGGGGAAAAAAUUGCAAUAGAAAAAAAUGGGGUUUAUCGUUUUAUUCUCCAAGAACCCUAACUAAUAAUACUCGUACCGACUGAUCUGAAUCUGAAGAGGGGAAGGGAAGCUGGAGCUCGGAGCUCGAAAUGGCGUUCAGAUCUAAAGAUGCAAUGAAGAAGCUAGUCAAGAAGUUAGAUGGCCAGAAGAGAUUGACGGCCGGAACCAAACAACUGCUGUUGACAUUGCCGCCCAAGAGUGACGUCAUCAUGGGCCGCGCCCACCGCGGCCUCUACGCCGGCCGCCAUAUCCAGUACGGGAAUCAAGUUAGCGAAAAGGGAGGAAACAAGACAAGGACGAACUGGAAACCCAACGUGCAGGGGAAGCGUCUCUUCAGCUACAUCCUGGACCGCUUAGUUCGUGUUAAGGUUUCCACUCAUGCCCUUAGAUGCAUCGAUAAGGCCGGUGGAUUUGACGAGUACCUCUUGAAGACACCGUACGAGAAGAUAGACUCGGAGUUUGGCGUGUACUGGAAAGCUAGGAUCCAAAAGAAGUAUGAAGAGCUAGGGGAGAAGAAAGUGUUCUCGUCACUAAAGGGCGAUGAGGCAAAGAUAAAAGAGAAAUUCAAGGGACUUAAGUUAGUCGAAAAGGCACAUUGUAGGGAAGCGAGGGUGAAGAUGUACGAUUGGAUACGCCGAUCCGAGAAAAUUGAAGACGUGAGAGAAGAAAAAGAACGGGCACACGGAGAAGGGCCGUCUAGUAGUAUUGACGAAGCUUCGUCGUCUCAAAGUGAAUUUCAUGCACAGAUGGUUGCCAAUGCUUGAUGAUGUCACCCUGUUUUUGCGGUAAAAAAAUUAUUUCACCUUAUGGCUAGUCCUAUACUCUAGCAUUUAGAGCUGUAUUGGAUGACUGACUUAUCCCAAAAGUGCUCUUACAAGAAGUGCUCUCUCUCUAUUCUGCAGUAAAAUUUUGCUUUGCUAAUCCUGGAGUGUAUGAAGCCCACCAACUUGUAUUACAUCAACUUUUUGUCUAUUUUCAUUAUUUGUGAUAAAAUAAUAUAAUUAUGACAUCUUU